UCGCGUCGCGUUUUCCCCUCCGCUCAUCGGCUGCCGGUAAUAAUUUGCCCGAAGUCCAAGAUCGAAGGAACGUUUUUAUGUAAUACUGACGUUUAAAUUCACAAUGGUGCGGAAGGAAGAUCGGCAGGGGAGGAAGUGCGCGACCGAGAGGACUGGACUAAUGAGCCUGCAGUUGAAUUGACUCAACGACUCAACUGGGUCAGCGUCGUCUGGCAGCUUCCGUUGGCAUAUGAAUGACUUAAAAUAUUAAUCUUAUGAUUGAUCCCAGUUGAAGUUUUUGGCCAAAAGUUAAUGGCGAAAGUUUUAUGCGAUUUUCGGUUCCUUUUGUUGGUGGCAGCUGGGGUAUUCAUCUACAUCCAGAUGAGGCUUUUCGCCACGCAAUCCGAAUAUGCGGAUCGCCUCGCUGCUGCUAUUGAAGCUGAAAACCACUGUACAAGUCAAAUGAGAUCGCUGAUUGAUCAAAUUAGCUUGCAACAAGGACGGAUUGUGGCCUUAGAAGAGGAGAGGAAGCUUCGAGACACAGAGUGUGGACAGAUGAAAUCUCUUGUUCAAGAUCUUGAAAGGAAAGGACUGCAGAGGCUGAUUGACAAAGAACAGGUCCCAGUGGCAGCUGUUGUGAUCAUGGCAUGCAACCGUGCUGAUUAUCUAGAGAGGACUAUUAACUCUGUGUUGAAAUAUCAAAGAUCCCUUUCUUCAAAAUAUCCAUUAUUUAUAUCCCAGGAUGGAUCAGAUCCAAGUGUCAAGAGCAAGGCUUUGAGCUACGAUCAGUUAACUUAUAUGCAGCACUUGGAUUUUGAACCAGUGCAAACUGAAAGGCCAGGGGAGUUAAUAGCUUAUUACAAGAUUGCACGUCAUUACAAGUGGGCUCUGGAUCAGCUAUUCUAUAAGCAUAAUUUCAGCCGGGUAAUCAUUCUUGAAGAUGACAUGGAAAUAGCACCUGAUUUCUUUGAUUACUUUGAAGCUGCAUCAACUAUUCUUGACAAGGAUAGGUCCAUUUUGGCGGUUUCCUCAUGGAAUGACAAUGGGCAAAAACAGUUCGUACAUGAUCCUUAUGAACUUUAUCGGUCAGACUUCUUUCCUGGAUUAGGAUGGAUGCUUAACAAAUAUACAUGGGAUGAGCUAUCACCAAAAUGGCCAAAGGCUUAUUGGGAUGACUGGUUGAGAUUAAAAGAAAAUCACAAAGGGCGACAAUUUAUCCGUCCAGAAGUAUGCAGAACAUAUAAUUUUGGCGAGCAUGGUUCUAGUUUGGGACAAUUUUUUAAGCAAUAUCUUGAGCCAAUUAAAUUGAAUGAUGUCCAGGUUAAUUGGAAGUCAAUGAACUUGAGCUAUUUGCUGGAGGACAAAUAUAUCAAGCACUUCUCAGACAUUGUUAAAAAAGCUAAACCUGUAUAUGGAGCUGGCUUAGUUCUAAAGGCAUAUAAUAUAGAUGGUGAUGUGCGUAUUAAGUAUAAAGAUCAGUCUGACUUUGAAAACAUUGCACGCCAGUUUGGUAUUUUUCAAGAAUGGAAGGAUGGUGUGCCCAGGACCGCCUAUAAGGGAAUAGUCGUUUUCAGAUAUCAAACCCCAAGACGUAUAUUCCUUGUUGGUCCAGAAUCAUUGAAUCUGCUUGGGAUAGAAGAUGCUUAAUUAUGGAUGAGGUAAAUGAACACUCAUACCCCACCCACGAUCACCUUAGAAAAAAUGGUUAUUUUGGGACAGUAUAGAAGGAGCUACCGAUUCGAGGGUCCUCUUCUGCUUGCUAUUUUACUUCAGCUGUGCAGUGAUUAUAUUUGUGGUCCAAUGCAAGUGUUAGUAGUGACUAAUCAGCAUUGAUAUUGAGCUUUGUCAAAUGACUGCCGAAAUAAAUACAUCGCAGUGCGCUGAAAUUGUUCCAGCGUUUGAUAUGAAACUGUAAUGGAACUCAAAUCAUGGGCAUCUUUUAUCAUGUAGAGCCGCCCCUGCCUAAGUUGACCGUUUUGUCUCGAUUCUUUUAUUUUACAAUAUAAUAUAAUGCUUAUUGCUUUUGUCUUA
Messenger RNA from Prosopis cineraria, 2010 nucleotides. RefSeq names its product alpha-1,3-mannosyl-glycoprotein 2-beta-N-acetylglucosaminyltransferase. The record is from RefSeq and is a predicted model, not a curated record. The coding region runs from base 292 to 1626 and encodes 444 amino acids. Gene Ontology annotation, molecular function: alpha-1,3-mannosylglycoprotein 2-beta-N-acetylglucosaminyltransferase activity. The transcript has 18 exons. Gene Ontology annotation, cellular component: Golgi apparatus. Lineage: Eukaryota; Viridiplantae; Streptophyta; Magnoliopsida; Fabales; Fabaceae.